AUGAAGAACAGGGUGGAAGUCGGUCACUGUCUAAGUCCGGAUCGUGACGAUCUGGACCUUGCGAAAAUUGGAAAAAGGGCCAUUCUCAAGCGCAACUUUAGCACUCUGUCGAUUCUCGCCUUCAGCUGCACCAUUACCGCCACCUGGGAAGGAAUCCUGAAGCAAGUCAUCACCUUUCUGCUUCCUAUGACGAAGUUGGACUCUGUCUACUAUUCCUGCAUGACCUGGCUAACCAAAUCUAGUGGAGGACCCGCUGGUGCCGUUUACGAGUAUAUCUUUGCAUGGAUAGGAACUGGAUCUUGCUUUUUGGUUCUCGCCGAGCUAUCUUCCAUGGCGCCUACAUCUGGCGGCCAAUAUCAUUGGUGCGCAAUGCUUGCGCCCCCCAGUUGCAUGAAAUUUUAUAGCUAUAUCACGGGCUGGAUAACUGUCUUUGCUUGGCAAACCGCCUUUGCAUCGAUCGCCCUGUUGAGCGGCACCGAGAUCCAGGGGGCUGCUAUCUUGACCUUCAAGAACUACCAGAGCGAACACUACCAUGGGACUCUUAUCCUAUGGGCCUGUGUGAUACUCGCUCUAGCAGUAAAUGCGACCGGUGGUAAACUACUUCCACGUCUUGAAAACCUUGUUUUUGUCUUGCAUAUCGUUGGGUUUUUGGCCAUUUUAAUCACUCUUACCUACGUGGCGGAUCACAAAAGCGCUAAGGAGGUGUUUACCACAUGGACAAACAGCGGUGGUUGGUCCUCUAACGGCAUCGUCUUUUUCAUUGGGAUGCAAGGUAGCGUUUUUGCCUUUUCUGGUGGCGAUGCUGCCGUCCAUAUGGCCGAGGAAGUCCACAAGGCCUCAGUGGUCAUCCCUCGUGCUUUAAUACUUACUGCACUGAUCAACGGUGCCCUCGGAUUUGGCAUGCUGGUUGGGGUCUUGUUUUGUAUGGGCGAUCUUGAGGCAGCGACCAGCACUCCCACGGGAUAUCCCUACAUGGAAAUCUUUUUUCAGGCAACUAAUUCGUUAGGUGGUGCUGUGGCCAUGAUAUGCAUCGCGCUUGUGAUUUGUGUAUGUUCUGCCAUUGGAAUGAUAGCUGCGACCUCUCGCCAGUUGUGGUCCUUUGCGCGUGAUCGAGGCGUGCCUGGAUGGAGGUUAUGGAGCAAGGCCUGCUGUCCUUUCUUUCUUCGGAUUCUGAUGUCUGCAGUAGCUGACGGGGAAGUGCAGGUCUCUCCUACCACGAACAUUCCGAUCUACUCUGUGUGCUUCACCAUGGCUGUUUCAUGUCUUCUCGGUCUGAUUAAUAUCGGCUCCGAUGUCGCGCUGAAGGACAUUUUGUCUAUGGCUGUUUCUGGCCUCUACCUGUCAUACCUGACCGUUGGGACCUUGCUUCUCUACCGGCGUCUCUGCGGCCACAUCCGCGCCAGCAGUGAGUGCGAGGACAUGACUGUCAAUGUCCCCAAUGCUCCGUUAGUCUGGGGGCCCUUCCGUGUUCCUGGGAUUCUGGGGGCUGUCAACAAUGGCUUUGCUGUUUGCUACAUGAUUGUCGUGAUUUUCUUUAGCUUCUGGCCCACGACAGUGGUGGUGGAUUAUAAGUCUAUGAACUACAGUGUGGUUGGGACAUUUGGCACAGUCAUUAUCGCCGUUCUAUAUUAUGUGGUCCGGGCCCGGCAUGUUUACGACGGACCGGUGGUCGAAGGAGGUUAA
This is a messenger RNA of Aspergillus bombycis, 1683 nucleotides long. RefSeq names its product choline transport protein. The transcript is spliced from 6 exons. The record is from RefSeq and is a predicted model, not a curated record. Gene Ontology annotation, biological process: transmembrane transport. Gene Ontology annotation, molecular function: transmembrane transporter activity. Gene Ontology annotation, cellular component: membrane. The coding region runs from base 1 to 1683 and encodes 560 amino acids. Lineage: Eukaryota; Fungi; Ascomycota; Eurotiomycetes; Eurotiales; Aspergillaceae.